AUGUCCAUCAGGGGGCUCCUCACAGCCUCGAGCUGCUUCUACUCCUGAUAUCACUCCGCUGGCAUGGUGGAGAAGCUCCUUGGCUAUGGUGAUGGUGGCAAGGGGCCGCCAGUGACUACACACUUCCGCCACUGCUUCCUACAUUCGCCUUUAGCGCCGUCCGGACUCCUCUUGAUGCCUCGCAGCAAAACUAGCCGACAUCUUCAUCAGUAUUCCCUUCAAAGCAAUAACCGUGUGACAUGCAAGUUCACUGGGAAAGUCCGGAACCCGUUCGGUUCAAGCCACAAAACUUUUCCUCAAAGGACAGCACCGUAUAGCGGCAAGUUUACUGCUGCCACCGCCGCUGCUCAUCCGCGGGACGGUUGGUCGCUUUGACCGCCGAGUGCCUGCCUUCGCACCGUCGCCGUGUUGUUGGUUUUCCGGUGGAGUUGUCGCCAGUAGCGGAGAGCCGCUUAAUUGUUAAACACGCUUACAUUUGUGUGUUUUUUUGGAAGAAUACGAGCUCACAACCGUAUGACUUGGAGACUCGGUGCCCUUUAAAGCGCUCACUUCAGAGGCUGCUCCAGCGCCGCUGCCCGGCUCCCGGGGACCCUUCGCUGGGGGUGAACGGGUAGGUAGUGGCGGUGGAGACAGGCUGGACGCUGGAGGAAAGUUCCUUCAAAAUAGCAGCCACUGGUUCCAGUGAUGGGGGACUUCGCCUCCCCCGCUGCCGGACCCAACGGCAGUAUCUGCAUCAACAACAGCAUGAACCCGGUCGCCGGGAGCGUGGUGCCCGCCGGAGCCGUGGGCAUCCCGAAGCACAGCACCGUUGUGGAGAGGUUGAGGCAACGGAUCGAGGGCUGCCGGAGACACCACGUCAACUGCGAGAACAGGUACCAGCAAGCCCACGCGGAGCAGCUGGAGAUAGAGCGGAGGGACACGGUUAGUCUGUACCAGCGGAGUCUGGAGCAGAGGGCCAAGAAGUCGGCCGGCGGCGUGAGCAAGCAGCCGCAGAUCAAGCAGCCCGACCUGGACUCUGCCUGCUCCACGGAACAGAGGAAUAACACGCUUAUAGCGCUCCAGGAGACGGUCAAACGGAAACUGGACAGUGCCAGAUCCCCCCUCAAUGGAGACCAGAACGGUAUCUGUGAUGGAGGCAGCUACUCACCCACGAACAAACGGUUACGGAAGGAGGGCUCUGGUGGUUUAGACGCACUAACAGGUCUUCCCAACAACAAUGUUCCACCCAUCUCUCCACUGCACCACCAACUCGACGUGAAGCCUCUGAUCGGCGGGCCCAACACCUCCACGGGGAACGGCACAAACAGCAACGGCAACCAUGUAGGCCGGCCGUCGGACGAGCUGGGGAAGAACGGUGGCAGCCAUCUUUCAGACAUGAAGAUGAACGGUUCGCUGGACUUGGAGGACAGCUUCGGCCUCCUCAAGGACCUGAAACAGGAGCCGCUGGAUGACGGAGGUGGAAUGGAGUCUUCGGAUCCCCAGUCUCUGUCCAAUCAAAACAAACUGUUUUCCGACAUCAACCUGAAUGACCAGGAGUGGCAGGAGCUGAUCGACGAGUUGGCCAACACCGUACCCGAGGACGACAUGCACGACCUCUUCAACGAGGACUUUGAGGACAAGAAAGAGGCGGAUUUUGGCCGGCCGGCGAACAACCAGACUCCAGGGCCACAGGAAGCGGUCAAUAAUACGACAGCACCUGUAGGGGGGGCCGUUCCACCAACAUCCCUUCCUCCCCCCACUCAACCCCCGCAGGGUGGCCCACAGGUGCCCAUGGGCUCACCACAGGUCCGACCUUCAUCAUCAGGCCCGCAGUUUGCCACCACCGCCAAUGGCACACCUCCUCAGCAGCCUCUGCAGCAGUCCCCCGCCGUUGCCAUGGCGUCAGGGUCCCCAUUGCACAACUGUGUGGCUCGCUCUCCUCAGACCCCGACCCAGGCUCAAACACAAGCGGUUUCAAGGCCUGGCAACGGAUACAUGAUGAACCCAGGCCCUGGUGGAAGCCAGGCAGGUACCGGACAAACAGGGCCUGGACUUGUCCCGGGUCAGCCAGUCGGACCAGUAACACCGGAACUUUCCCCUGCAGAGCAACUCAAAGCAAUGGCUGCUCAGCAACGUGCUAAACUGUUGCAGCAAAAGCAGCAGCAGCAGCAGCAGCAAGCGGCCAACUGGUCCCCAGCGGGCCCUCCAACCAGUCCUUAUAACGCCGGUCCCUUUAACCAAGACAAACCCAACAGCCCGAUGAUGUAUCCACCACAAGCCUUUAACACACCACAGGCCCCACUAGGGGCUGGAAUGGCCCCCAACAACGGACCCAAAGCUCCCAUGAACAACUACCUCCCUCACAAUCACAUGGGCAUGAUGGGCCAGCAGCAGCAGCAGCAGCAGAGCAGUAUCAGCCAGCCCCCCCUGUCCAAGCAGCAGCAGCAGCAAACGGCGGCCAUGUUGUCCUACAACAACACCAAGCCACUGAGCCACUUCAGCGGCAGUGGCGUCGACCAUAUCGGCCACAGGAUGACUCCACCUAUUGGCGGGAGCGGUCAGGUCAAGAACCCAAUGUUGCCUCCCUACAUGGCCGGGGGAGGGGGCGGGGGCCAGGGGGUGGGGCCGGGGCAAACCCAGGGGCCAAUCCCGGGCCAAACGGCCCAUCUGAGCGAGGAACAGAAGCGAAUGUUGCUGAUGAAGCAGAAGGUGUUGAACCAGAACAUCCCCUACAGCAACAUGCAGCCUCAUGGACAGGAACAAGGUGUGGUGGGAAUGUCCCGGCCACCGGGCUCCAUCCCGCCUCCACACCCUGCGGGUGGAGUGGCCUCCGGGGUGGGGCCCAACCAGGGUUCGGGCCCGCCUCCGGGCUACGUGGGCAACCAGCAGCAGGCGGCCAUGAUGAAGCAGAUGAUGGCGAUGGAGCAGGAGAAGAGGGUGCAGAUGCACAUGAUGGAGCAGCAGAAGCAGCAGCUCUUCAGAGAGCAGCGGCAGCAGCAGCAGCUGCUGGCCGAGCAGCUCCAACAGCAGCAUCUCCCAAGACAGAUGGGCCAAGGCCAGAGGAACCCCUACCCUCAAGUCAGUCAGUAUCAAGGUUCUCCUCAAGAUUUGGCAUCCAGGAGCCAAGCUCUCCAGAACAUCCGUGCUGCGCGUCUUCUGCAACAGCAGCAGCAGAACCAGCAGCAGAUGGUCCAGAUGAGUUCCGUCCAGGGCCAAGGGGGGUCUGUAGGACCCCAGUCUGACAUGAGUCUACCUUACAGCACCCAGGGGUCCAGCCAGGGUUCUCUGUAUGGCCUCAACCCCUCCAUGAGCCAAAUAAUCCACCAGCAGCAACACCAGAGCCAAAGUGUCCAAGUGUCCCUCGGUCUUACACAGCAGCACAACCCAGCUGGAGGGCAGCCCCGGCAGGCCAGCGCAGGUCCUGGGGUUGGAGGGAUGCCUGGGGGCCCUGGAGGUGGUGGCGCUGGAGGAUAUGGGGGGCAGGGGAUGUUAAUAAACCCCAUGGCUCAGCAAUCCCUCAAAGGUCCAACUAACGCCAAAGCCCAAGCACAAAGACUUCAAAAUAUGCUUGGAGCAGGAGCAGGUGGCGGAGGAAUGGCUGGAGGAGGCUGGCCGCAGCAACAAGGACAGAGUCUGCAAGGCAUGGGGGCGGGCGUCGUAAGGACUACAGGAUCAGGAGGGGACAUGAUCGGGUUCAGUUCAGCCCAGGGUUAUGGGUUGCAGACAGGUCAGCCCCCACGCAUGGCCAAGCAACACUUUCAAGGACCUGGCCAAGGGAUGGGGCAGGGGAUGGACCCCAGGGUGGGCAAUCCAGCAGCGGGGAUGGGUGGCCCGAUGGGCACUCACAUGGGCGGACAGUCCAGGACCAACCAGUCUCGGCCCAUGGUCAUGAGCCAGGGAAUAAACCAAGGGGUUAUGGGCCCGGGGGUGACUGGAAUGGGGAGUUUCGGGCCAGGCCUUGGAGGGCCUGGCUUAGGGGCCGGGGGUGGAGGCGGACCUUACGGACCGGCGGGAGCAGGGGUAGGUAGUCAGACACAGGGCUACCAAAGGACAUCCAAUCAAGACAUGUCAUCCUAUGGAUAUGGGGGCGGGCCCUCCAGUGGAGGAGCCUUCGGAUUGGGUGAUGGAUCAGGGGCAGAGCUGGACUCGAGCGAUGGUUGGAUGGAGGAGUUUUUCCCAAGCCAAUAGCCAACAAGUAAGCUGGAGAUGAGUUUUUACUGGAUGAACUAAAAAAACACACGUUCCAUACUAAAUCUGAGACAACCACGGUGUUGACCGGUGGCUGGUAUGUUUUGUGAUGCGAGGUUACAAAUGAGUUUGUGUGUGCGUGUGCGUGUGUCUUGAGGGCUCAGAAAUCAUUUUGUCUUGUGUAUAUUCAUGAAAACCCACAUUGAGAUUAUGAAAUAGUUUUGUUUUUGCUAGUUCCCCAUUGGAAAGUAUCACAGUGGAACCCGCUUAAGACAACCCAUCUAGGCCUGCAACUAACAAUUAUUUUCUUAGUCGAUUAAUCAGAAGCUUGUUGUUUGGAUUAAUUAGUGAGGCCCUAGACGAACAAAUCAGUAUGAAGCAAGCAGUCACUGGUUUGGUCCAUAACAUAUCAGAACCAAGGUGCAAAUGUUAGUCACUGUUGGUCACCAAAGCCAAAGCUCGUGUGUGUGAAUAUUUUCUUUUGACAAUAGGUCCGCUUUCAUGGAUGACUGAGGAAAUGUACAAAAUGUCAUAUUUGUGAGGCUGAUAUCAGAGGAUAUAACCGUAUCAGGAUAUAACCAAAUAGUUUUUGAUUCAUUGGUUAAACGAUUAAUCAUUGAUGCAUCGAUUACCGUAAAUUCAAGACUGUUGAGGGCACCCGAAUCUGAAGAGACAAACAUUUAUUGUGCAUAUAUUGGCUGCACUUGUCCUUAAGCCGCAGGUGUUCAUGUUGGAAGUGGGGUGUUUACACAGAAAGACUCACUAUAAACCUUGCAAUCCUACCUACAUGCGGUGCUCCUAGCGUCACUUCGUAGCUCCGAAGAGUUUUUUUUUAGGUUAAACAGCUGCCGAGGUCCAAGCAGAAGCCGUAGUAAUCCUACACUUGAUCAAACUUACUUCAUAUUUGUCAGAUCAAAACACGAUUGCUGCGUAACGCUUCACACUUCAAUUCACUCCUUCCUGAAUCCGCACUGUCCGCAUCGCAGGAAGUGUAGCUCCUUUAGCCGUGAAUUAGCCACAUCACUGAGCUGCAGGGUUCCAAGCGUGUGAAAAAAGUAGCGGGCUUAUAGUCCGGAAUUUACGGGAAUUGUUGCAGCUCUAAACCUGUCUAUGUUGACCAAAGUUCUGGUGCACCGUGUUCCUCUUAUGACUAAAAAGUGGUUGCUGAAGUCGACAUCGGUAUACAUGGUUGACCACUUGUGUUGACCCAAAGAGGUCAUUUCUAAGAAAAAUGGGACGUGUUGCAGUGUUGUUACCGUCAUCAUUAGCAUUAGUAACAUUAUCAGCAACAGCAACAUAACUACUGUCUAGUUACACAGCAUUAAAACCUGCACACAGUGACUUCCUGUUCAGUGUAAAGUAAGCUUCAAAAUAAAGGUAUUAACCGGAAUUCCAGCACAGCAACUAACAAAAUGCACACAUUUCAUAUUUUUUUUUAUUGUUAGCCACCGGCAGAAAGAUUUGUGCAUGUAGAAAAGCUUUGGUGUCCUUUGGAGCUGCAACAAUGAAGUGGCGAUUCAUCGAUUAUCCAAUUAAUGGAGGACUAUUUUGGCAUCCGGUUCAUCGUUUUCUGAUUCAGUGUGUAAAUGUAAAUGUAAUGUAAAAUCAUGCUAAUGUCCAACUCGAGACAACAAGCUUCAGAUUCAUGGACUGAGAAAAUAAUCGUUUGCCGCCCCGUUGCUUAUGCAGUCAAGGCAUGAAAAACACAAGAUGACAACACGAGAAUCUAAAUACGCAGAUGUACAAAUGAAGGAAAAACAACCGUUUUCUAUGUUGCUUGUCCUCACGAGGCCACCUGACUUUGUGCAAGAGGUGGGGUACACGCUGGGCUGGUGUCCAGCCAAUGGCAGCCACAUAUAGACAAGCACUCACAUGCAUACCUAUGGACAAUUUAGAGGCGCCAGUUAACCUAACAUGUUUUUUGCCAGGGUGGCCCAGUGGUGUGGCCACAUGUUCGCAUGUUGCCCCCCUGCCUGCGUGGGUUUUCUCCAGGUACUUUGGCUUCCUCCCACAUUCCGCAAAUAUUCAUGUUAGGUUAAUUGAAGGGAAACCGUGUCGACGUCGGACGUAAACAGGUUCCACUGUGUACUAUUCCAGAGUUUUCAAGAAAGCUGCGUUUCCACAGCGCUUUGAGCCGCAGUGCCAGUGCGGGCUGAUGAAGGGGAAGGAAAACCUGCAGACAGCAGUUCAUUUGUGUUUGUGCCACCCAGCUCAGAUCUCUGUGCCGCGUGAGGAGCUGAGAAGGAGUCCAAAGCACUCUCAACUCUCCCAUUUCCUGUCCGACACGCGUAAUUCCCGCUCGUCAUUUGAUCGCUUUCCCUCGUCAUCCUUCCUCUUUCGCUAUCUUUCUCAGCCGCUCUCUGGAGAGUCGUCCCUCUCUCUCGACACUCCUUUCACCGUCAAAAUGGUGAAGAUCACAACAGAACAGAUGAGCGUCAUCUAUUUCACCGCGCCAGCGUUCCCGAGCCUUGCCCGCUUUUGCUAGCGACCCGACGAGCAUCCAUAUAGCAGUGGAAGAAGAACAGGCAGCUAAAAGCAAGCACAUGCGCGUGCACGCUGUAUACUGUAGAUAUACUGUAUGUAUACAGUACACAGUAUACACAUACAGUACUGUAUGUAUACACUGUAUAUACUGUACAUACAGUACUGUAUGUGUAUACAGCAUACACAUACAGUACUGUAUGUAUACGCAGUGUACACUGUAUAUUAGGAGACUAACAUUAUUAGUAAUCUGAUUCUUUUUGGUUCGGUAAGCCUCUGUAGCGAAGCGCACCCCCCAUCCUUGGGUUUGUCUGUAUGCUCCAUCUAUAAAGGUGGUCCUCGGCCUCGGUGAGCCUCAGCGAGUUUUAGCAUAAGUCAGAAAUUCUAUCUAAAUGAAAUCAUGAUUAAAUGAACAAAAACAUCUCCUUCCUUUUAUCCCUGUGGUUGUCUUGUGGUUGCGCACGUUAAGGGCUGUUGCAAGUGUCAGGAACGAGACCACUACGCUGCUUAGUUAUCACUGUCCCUUUCAUAGGAGCAGGUCCUUGCACGUGUUGAAAGAUGCCAUAUUCGUAUUUCAGGAUGGUCGCGACUUCUUAGGCCAAGCGUGCGGCCAAUGUUGGUCUGCGUGUCUCCGCUUUCUGAUCAUUUUUGCGAUGUCUAAUUUCACUUUACUUUUCACUUAUCUUUCCUUUGACGAGCUGUCGUCAGAAGAGCCUGCCUCAAGCGCCUGGGGGACAUUACGGAGGUUGAAGUUAAAAAGUUCCAUAAAAAGUCAUAAAUAAAAAUAACUCGUCCUCUCUUCUUUUUCGCACCGUAACAACAAUUGAAUCUUCAAGGAUACCAUCGUUAUCCUUCAGGACGGCCAUGACAGUCGAGCGGGUUAGACCAAGCAUGCGGCUGAUGUCGGUCGGCGUUUCUCUCCUUUGAGAAAAGGAAAACAAGUCCACCAAAAAGAACAAAAGCAACGCGUGGCUGCAGGUUAUUCCACCUGCAUGUUCUUUCGCCGCGUGCACGGAACUAGUUCUCUUUUUUAAUCAUUCGUAACCACAGAACGUCGUAAAGUGAGGCAGGGGUAUGUUUAUUUUUUAUUUGAGUUGGGGGUUUUUUUCAUGCCGAUUUAUCUGCCAGCUGUUUUUUGUUCUUAAUGUUUUAUUUUAAAGUCAUUAACUUUUUACACAAAAGCUAAGCAGUUUCACGUGUGCUUUUCUAGAUACAAAACAACUUUCAAACCGAGUUACGUGCCGGGACGUGAUUAUGGUGUAUCUUUUCACCCCCAAUAUGUAGAGCAGGGGUGUCCAAAGUGCGGCCCUGGGGCCAUUUGCAGCCCGCGGCUGUGAUUUUAUCGGCCCGCAGCACAGUCUAAAAAUGUAACGUAACAACAGCAGCAAAAAUGGGAAAAACAAUCAAAAGUCAAAAUAUGAAGAGAAGAGUUGUAAUCUAGCAAGGACAAAAAGCCACACUUUCACAAGAAUAAAGUCAUCGUAUGAGCAAAAAUGGCAUUUUUUUUUUUAAACGUCAAAAACAAUGACUAAAGUUGUCAUUUUUGAAACUUUGGCUGGGUGCAAAUUUAUAACAUAAGAAUAAAGUCAGAAUAUCAGGAGAAGAAAAAUAUACAAGAAGAAAGUUGAAAUAUUUGGAAAAUUAUCCCAAAAACAUUUUACCAGAAUGAAGUCAAAAUAUUAAGAGAAAAAAAUAGAAAAAAUAUUUGCAAUUUUAUGAGAAUAAACUUGUAAAAUGAGGAAAAAUAUCAUUUCAGCAGCAAUGUUGAAGUAAGAAAAGCUAAAAUGAAAUAUUUGGAAAAUUUAAAAAAACAGCUGUAAGUUUAUGGGAAUAAAGUCAAAAUAUUAAGAAAAAUAGUCAUCAUCAAAUGAAGAACAACAGUUGCAAUUUGACAAGAAUAAACCCGCAUUAUUAUGGAAAAAAACAUCAUUUUUAGUCGCAUUUCACCUUUAUUCCAAAGGUGAAAUGCAGUGUAUUCUUGAGCUGCUUAGCAUAUGUGUGUGGUCCAUGUGUGCUUUACUAAAUAUCCAAGUGGCCCUUUGGACACCCCUGCUGUGGCGUGUAGAUGCUGUGUGCAUCAAGUAAUUGGGCUGUUUUGUAGUUGAAAAUGAACUAUUAUUAGUCAAAACGUAUGCACAUGAAAGAAAAUUGUAUGAAAUGAAGCAUUGUCAUGCAUAAACAUUGCUAAUUGAAGUAAAAUGCAAAUAUAAGGCAUUGCGAGGGCGCACUGAGAGGCGGUGUGAUGAUGUGUAGUAUUCAUGCUGGUCACUAGGUGUCAGUAAUGUUCCUGUACUGUUGGGUGUCAGCAGGCUUUUAUUUGCAGUUUCAAUGAUCUCACAACGGGCACAGUAAUCCCUACACGGGCUGCUGUUGCGGCCGUAACCCGCGCCAAGCUAAAACUCGACCCUGAAGUCACUUCCUGUCCGUCCCCACUCAGCACCCCAAGAACACGUUUACAGAACAACGCAUGAGCACGAGUCUUAUUAUGUCUGAUUUUCUUCAAUCAUGUCUACCAUGUUGAGUAAUACGAGCGUAAAGGCGACUGUAGGGGUGUUAUUUCAUGUCUAAAGGGCUCUAAUCACGGCAAAGACCGUAUCUGGUAGGUCGUGAACACGUUUUCUAUGCCAUAACUACGAAAAUGUUCCAUUUGUAAAUCGGGAAUCCUACUUUGCUGGAAUUCGCUUACCACGGUCGGGUCUGGGACCAGUGAACCGUGGUAACCGAGGGAUUACACACACGCACCAACAAGCAGCAGAGCUGGCUGGCUGGUGAGUCUGCGUGGCACAAACGGCAUCACGUCCAUCACACCGACUGACGGCUAAAUGACGACUGGGCACUGAAUGUAUCUAAGCACCACAAGUGACUUCUUCUUUUCGGAAUACCCUCCUCAAGCCCACUCUUGUUCGUUGCGGUGUUUUACCUCCUGCAAGUACUGCUGGUUGUGUCUCGUGUCCGUUGGAAAAACAAACAUUAGCCUUAUUUGGAUUUUGUUGUUGUCUGUUUGAAAACCCGUGUGUUGCGGCACGGCCUUCCCACAUGCGCUUGUUACGUGGCGGCGUUGAGAGACGGCGCCCUCGCUGCGGCCGGCUGCGUCACACAUUAUCAGAAGUACUGUGAAGAAGGACGAGUCGUCCCCGCUCUCCAGCAGCACUGCUAAGUCUUCACUCGGCCUCAGUCGACUUGAAAGAGACAAGUCAAGUCAGUGUCAACGUCCAAAAGGUUUCAUACUUUGAAAGUCGCCUCCUGUCACGGUAUCGUUUUGUUUGUUCUCACCUUCUUCCCCGUAAAGUUGCUCAGUCUUUCGCCACUGCUUGCUGGUAUGUAUCAAACUUCUAACAGUACGAGGUUGAGCUUUAUCGUUUUCAUGCUUGAGGAGUUGAAGUUAGGGCUGCGCGAUACUGCAAAUUUUGAUCCAAUACCAAGUAAACCCAGGACCGGUAUCGGACCGAUAUCGAUGCUGAAGAUCAUUGAAUGAUUUUGUGAUUUUGCCUUUAAUUUGCUCAUCAGCAUUAUAAUCACAAUAAAAGGUAGUAUCAGUCCAAUACGGAUACUGAUAGCACCUUUGGUAUCUGUACUACUGAUAUUCGGCUGGCGCCGCCCGCCCCUAGUUGAAGUCCUCCAUGUCUCCCUGUGUUUGUAGCACUUUUAUCAGGGCAGGACGGUGAAGACAAACCCACAGUUUGAGACCGACUCCCUGGUUUACGUGUCCAAAAACUUAGCAGAGUACUCCAGGCAGGUUCCGUCGAGUAGUCACCAAUGAAACGCGUCAGGCCAGUCAAAGCGGAAAAACAACCUUGUAGGUUUGUCGUGUUGGGGGUUAGUCUCGUCUUCUUCAACGUUUGUCAUCUCCCCGGGAAGACAAACGCUGUCUUCCUCCAGAUAUCAUCACCGUGUACCGGGACCAAGUCUGUAGACGACAUUUGAACAAGAAGUAUAUUGUUGUUAAUGUUCAUCGUUUUAUGUUAUUUGUUUUGGUUUUUUACUGGUGCUGACAUAUGUGAUUAUAAGAACAAAAUAUAUAAAAGAUAAUGGCUAUUUGUAAAUAUGUUUUUACAGGUUUAAAUACAUCAGAUGAUACAGUCUCUACUCUGUAAAAAAAGAAAAAUAAAUACUGUUUGUUGGGAAAAUAGAGAAGUAUUUUUAUUUAGGAUUGUUUUGGUUUGACUUUGAACCCAUCUGAGCGAUGCCAUUGCACUUCAGACAAUGUCUUACUACUAAUUAGUAUCGUAACGCUCCUGUUUUCUUUGUGUUUUUCUAGUUUGGAGAGUUGACUGUUCUUAUUUCUUUUGAUCCUGUACAGAACUCUGAAACACUAACAAAAGAGAAUUACAAGAAAAAGUUUUUUGUUCUGAUUUUUCAAACAUAAACAAUAAAGAGAAUGUUCUCGCUGAUCAUA
Messenger RNA from Dunckerocampus dactyliophorus (ringed pipefish), 11044 nucleotides. It is a transcript of the gene maml3, whose product is annotated as mastermind-like transcriptional coactivator 3. Gene Ontology annotation, molecular function: transcription coactivator activity. The record is from RefSeq and is a predicted model, not a curated record. Gene Ontology annotation, biological process: Notch signaling pathway; positive regulation of transcription of Notch receptor target. The coding region runs from base 685 to 4167 and encodes 1160 amino acids. NCBI's taxonomy places the organism in Eukaryota, Metazoa, Chordata, Actinopteri, Syngnathiformes, Syngnathidae. The transcript has 6 exons. Gene Ontology annotation, cellular component: nuclear speck; nucleoplasm.